This is a messenger RNA of Candidula unifasciata, 663 nucleotides long. Lineage: Eukaryota; Metazoa; Mollusca; Gastropoda; Stylommatophora; Geomitridae. The record is from the annotation of a GenBank genome assembly.
AUGGUUGAACGAGCAUCAUACCAAGAUUUUAACAAGGACUGUCCCUUAACUGUGAUCGGGCGAGAGCAAGCAAGAAUAACAGGUGAAGCUUUACGUGAAGCCGGUGAGUCCAUCUCACAUGUAUACUGCUCUCCUGCUCUUCGCUGUGUGGAGACGGCCGCUGAGGUCAUGAAAGCUUACGGAUUCCGGGGUAAAAUGGUUAUCGAACCAUCUUUAUUUGAAUGGUGUGGGUGGUACAGACCCAUCUUACCAAACUUCAUGACCCCACAGGAGCUUGUGAAAUGUGAUUUCCCAGUGGACACCACAUACAGAGCGUACGUAAACGUGGAGGAGAUCAAUGUUCUAGAAUCUGUUGAGGACUAUUAUAUGAGGUCGUAUAGUGUCACACAGUACAUUCUAGGAAAGCAUAAACCAAAUGAAGGCAACAUUCUCCUGGUUGGUCACUCAGGGACCUUAGACGCCUGCACCCGACAGCUCACAGGAAAACCAGUGCGCAACUCUGAGGAAUUCCGCAACAUAGUCCGAGGCUGCCCCUACUGUUGCCUGUGUACGGCCGUUGAGAGUUCCUCAUCCGGUAAAUGGGCGCUGGUAGAGCCGCCAAUACCUCAGCUCACACACGGAGCAAACAGCAAGGAUUACUGCUGGGAGAACUUGCAGAAUUAA